Molecule: messenger RNA, 514 nt
Organism: Gracilinanus agilis (Agile Gracile Mouse Opossum)
Lineage: Eukaryota; Metazoa; Chordata; Mammalia; Didelphimorphia; Didelphidae
Product: trinucleotide repeat-containing gene 18 protein-like
Exons: 2
Source: RefSeq, a predicted model, not a curated record
AGAAAGCAAGGAAUUAGCUGACUUGGCUCGGAUCCAUCCCACUGGCUGUGCCACCAAUGGCCUCAAUCCCAACCUCAUGGUGACGGGGGGCCCUGCCCUGACUGGCUCUGGGCGUUGGUCCACCGACCCUGCUUCCCACCUGGCCGCACACCCGUGGUUACCCCGGACUGGUAGCCCUUCUAUGUGGUUAGCGGGCCAUCCCUAUGGCUUAGGCCACCCUUCCCUGCACCAGGGCAUGACUCCGGCUUUCCCUCCUGGGAUGGGGGGUUCUAUUCCUUCUUCCGCUUAUCAGUUUGCCAGAGACCCCCAGUCGGGACAGCUGGUCGUGAUCCCCAGUGAACACUUGCCCCAUUUUGGUAAGUAAGGCCCCUGGGGAUGGAGCAAGCCCGUGGGGGCCCGUGGUAGAGACGGGAUUGCAGCUUUACCUACCCUGGGCCAUUCCCUAGAGACGGGAGGUCCUGGGUCUAAAUCCGACACUUCCUAGCUGGGUGACCCUGAACAAGUCACUUCAUCC